AUGACUCUCACCAAGCAUCAGAUCAGUGUUAUCUCGGACCACCCGCUUAACGAUACGCUCGAUCGAUUUCGAGACAAGCUCAAGCUCGAUAAUUUCGAAGAAUCUCCGCACACACGACACGAAGAUAUCGCAGACCUCCUCCUCGCUUUAGUUGGCUCUACAGCAGCGUUUAAUCUUCCGGGCCCUGACGGAACGGCCAAUGUUGCAAUACCCCUGCUAUCUAUAAAGCAACAUGUUCCAGGAUUAAGCCGCGAGUUAUUCUUCCCCCUUGUCCGCUGCGUCAUUGACGAGACGCCGGACAUUGAAAUCUGGGAAGCUGUUAUCAGUCUCAUCGAAACGCUUAGCGCCCUCAUUUCUCCUCCUACUCGCAACGUGAUUUCAACCCUUGAUGGGACACCUGUUAAAAGCAACUCUAGCUGGCUUGCUGAUAGCGAGACCCGCGAUAUGAUCGAAAGGGAACUGUUCUUUGAGAUUAAGGACUGUGUCUAUCGCAAUGUUGACGGAUUUUGGGAUAAGUUCUUCUGCACGAAGAGCUGGAGCGAGGAGAAAAAGCAAAUGCUGGAAAAGACUAUGGCAGCUUAUAAUGGGAAGAAGUGGAAGCACUUCCCAACUAGUCCGGACGAAAAACACGUUUGGGCUUGGUUGCAGUCAUUAGAAGCAAGUUGCUUAACUGGCGCGCAAAAUAAGCUCUAUACCACUAGGACUGCCAACCAAUUCAAAGAACGUAAAGGCCAGAUGGAUCUCUUCUUUCGACGGCCAACUGGGAAAGAUAACAGUACGUUCACAUACAAGGAUGUUCUUAUCGUCGGGGAACAAAAGAAAUCGAUCGGUAAAUUUAAGGCUACCCUCCUCCAGCUUACAAGAUAUGUGCGAAGUGUCUUCGCUGAUCAGCCAACACGCCGGUUUGUUCACGGAUUCUUCUUAUGUGCUUCUACAAUGGAGUUGUGGGUUUUUGACCGCUCUGGCCUAUAUAGCUCAGGUACAUUUAAUAUCCAUACAGAACCAGAGAAGUUUGCUCGGGCUCUUGUUGGAUAUUCUACAAUGGAUAGCGAGGCGAUAGGUCUUGAUACAUUCAUCGAGCGGAAGAAAGGACAUCGCUAUAUUACUUUAAGGGAUAUAAACAGCAAAGAAUUAAGGAUUGAGCUGAAGAACCUGCUGGUCAGACAUAAAGCUAUAGUAUGUCGAGGAACUACUUGCUAUCAAACACAGAAUGGAAACGUUGCCAAGCUAUCGUGGGCAUCAGAUAAGCGUACAUUAGAGGUGGAACAUCUCAAGCUGGUAGCCCAAAGAGGCGUCAAAGGAGUGGCGAGACUUGAACUAUAUCAUCAAAUCACCAGCAUUGCUGAUAUGCGGAAAGGAUUAGUUUUUCCGAAGCCACACAGGUUCCAUGACUUGGCAUCACGCAACAUGGCGACAGAGGUCAAGAGUUCUCAGGCUGUUGGCUCAGAGAGCAUACACAAACUCGCCCACAAGCGCAGAUUAUCUUCUGACGACGCAUCACGGUCAAAAAGGUCGCGUUUGAACCGCCAAAGGUCAAACCUGAUUCGUCGUUCCGAUGACCGGUCCAAUGGAAAAGCCAAACCGAGCUUGUAUCCCUCAACUUUUGGGAACGCAUUUGAGAACAGGAUCUAUUCCUGCCUCGUUGUCUCGCCUGCCGGUCGCGUUAUUUGCGACUUUCUUUCAGUCAGGGAACUGCUGGAGGCAUUACGGGACGCUAUCAAGGCACACCAAUCUCUUUACACUACUGGCAACAUCCUGCACCGUGACAUCUCACCAAAUAACAUUAUCAUUACUGAUACAAAGGCAGCUAAUGCUAAUGGCUGUAGGGGUAUGCUUAUUGACCUUGAUCUUGCCAAAGUUCGGGAUAGUGGUCCUAGUAGGGCGCGACACCAGACCGGCACAAUGCAGUUUAUAGCUAUUGAAGUACUACAGAACGUUGAUCACACUUACCGUCACGAUCUUGAGUCGUUCUUUUAUGUUCUGCUGUGGAUGUGUGCACGAUACUCUUGGAUCAAUAGCUUUGGUGGCACAAACAAGGCCCCUAGAGAGAGCAUGUUAAGGAAGUGGGAGGCUGGCCGUUUUAAGGAUAUUGCAGACGCUAAACAAGGUCAUAUGACUGUAAAUGAACUUGAACGAAUUCUAGACGAAUUCCCAAAUUCAUUUCAUGCUGUCAAGCCCCUUUGCUUCAAAAUCAGGUCUAUCAUGUUUGGGGAAACGGCGAGACUGAAUAUCGGAACCCCUGCAGGUGAACCGGAUCAACUUUACAACGCCGUCAUAGGGGCCUUUGACGAGGCUAUUAAUGAGCUAUUUAAGUAA
This is a messenger RNA of Metarhizium album ARSEF 1941, 2316 nucleotides long. RefSeq names its product serine/threonine-protein kinase Sgk2. The record is from RefSeq and is a predicted model, not a curated record. Gene Ontology annotation, biological process: protein phosphorylation. NCBI's taxonomy places the organism in Eukaryota, Fungi, Ascomycota, Sordariomycetes, Hypocreales, Clavicipitaceae. Gene Ontology annotation, molecular function: ATP binding; protein kinase activity. The coding region runs from base 1 to 2316 and encodes 771 amino acids. The transcript has a single exon.